GGCAGCAUGACAUGUUCAACAGCAUCCCUGAGCUCUCCACCACUUCUCUUCAUUUCAGCACUCUCAAGAUUCAGAUUCACCUCCCGUGCCAAAACAUGUCUUGCUGCAUCCCAUCUUGUGGCCCAUCCUGCGCCAUCCCGUCUUGCGCCUCAAAACCUGUCAUUGGUCUCGGACGGUGUGGUGUCGGCUCUGGAUAUGGGGGCAUUGGCUAUGGAAGCCUUGGAGGCGGUGGCGCAGUCUCAGCCAGCAGCCUCGGGGUGCUGUCUGGAGUCCACCCCUCGUGCGUCAACCAAAUCCCACCAUCUGAAGUGGUGAUCCAACCACCUCAGGUCGUUCUGACCAUCCCUGGACCCAUCCUGUCUGCCAGCUGUGAGCCCUUGGCAGUCGGAGGCUACUCACCAUGUGCUUCUGGAGGUUAUGGAGGUUACGGAGGUUACGGAUAGGUUAUGGAGGGGGCUAUGGACGCCUUGGGAAGCAUCUGUGGACCAAGACAUAGACAAAGCAUCUGCAAGUACCCCUGCUAAACCCAAGCUCAGCCAUGAUGGUCUGAACAACCAGGAACUGUCAAGACAAAGAAGAAUCCAUGCCUGAAUCCAUAGUGUUUCAGGUGUUGUGCAUACCUGGCUGAGGUUCAAGGUGUUCUUCACCUGUGAGAACCAAGCCCAGGUAUCUGUCUCUUGCUCUCUGCUGUUUCAUCCUGUAACACAGGGGUGGAUAACCUUGCUGCUUCUUUCAGUGUGGGGGCUGCAUUCAGGGUGGGAGGGCUCCAUGCCCUUGGUGGUUGUGGCAACACCCCUGCUUACACAUAGACACAUUCAUUGACACACACAGGAUACAAACAUACACAGGACACACAAACAUGGGGCACACAGAGUGACCUAGCUCCAGCGUCCAAAUGUUUGUGUUUGCUGUCACCACCCAAAUUGGUGGAAUCCUGGGGACAGGGGUUCUAGCUCGUCCUUGAACAGGUAUCUGCCACCCCUGCUAGAAUAUGUUUGUACAACUUGUUUGCACUCGCUAGAGCCAGAGGAUCAAAGCACAGCACAUCAAUUUAUUUCUCCUUCUGCUUGAUCACUGUUCUUGCUCUUGUUGUAUAAAUUACUGUUGGAACAUGUAUCCUUUUGAUUUCCCUAUUUACUAUUAAA
Podarcis muralis (Common wall lizard) is the source of this 1145-nucleotide messenger RNA. RefSeq lists its product as uncharacterized. NCBI's taxonomy places the organism in Eukaryota, Metazoa, Chordata, Lepidosauria, Squamata, Lacertidae. The record is from RefSeq and is a predicted model, not a curated record. Gene Ontology annotation, molecular function: structural constituent of cytoskeleton. Gene Ontology annotation, cellular component: intermediate filament.